Molecule: messenger RNA, 843 nt
Organism: Carassius auratus (goldfish)
Lineage: Eukaryota; Metazoa; Chordata; Actinopteri; Cypriniformes; Cyprinidae
Product: rho-related GTP-binding protein RhoH-like
Exons: 1
Coding region: 59-637 (192 amino acids)
Biological process (GO): small GTPase-mediated signal transduction
Molecular function (GO): GTPase activity; GTP binding
Source: RefSeq, a predicted model, not a curated record
GACACCACUGAUAUUUUUUUUCACACUCAUUAUUAUUAUCAAUAACUACGACAGAAGGAUGGAAGAGACCUCGGUGAAAUGCGUCCUGGUCGGGGACUGUGCGGUGGGUAAAACAGCACUUCUUGUACGAUUCACGUCUGAAACGUUCCCAGACAGCUACAGACCUACGGUCUAUGAAAACACUGGCGUUGAUGUAUUCAUGGAUGGAGUCCAGAUCAGCUUGGGAUUGUGGGAUACAGCAGGCCAUGAGACAUUCCGACAAAUCCGGCCCAUGUCCUAUCAGCAGGCCGAUGUGGUUUUGCUCUGCUAUUCUGUGGCAAAUGCGAAUUCGUUAAAUAAUUUGCGGCACAAGUGGAUCGCUGAAGUGAGGGAACAUCUCCCGAAGGUUCCUGUGCUGGUUGUUGCCACACAGACAGACCAUCGUGAGAUAGGCCCAUAUCGUGUCAACUGCACCGCGGCCUCGGAGGGCAAACAGGUGGCACAGGAGAUCCGUGCCAAGGGAUACCUGGAAUGCUCGGCUCUCAGCAAUCGUGGCGUGCAACAGGUUUUUGAGUGUGCCGUUCGGACGGCUGUUAAUCGUGCACGAAGACGGACACGGUGGAGACUGAUGGACCUUAACCCCUGUAAAGUCUCCUGAUGCUUUUAAGAGAGCGAUGUCGCUUGCUUCUCAUGCAUCACUAAGACACAAUAGUUUCUCACACACAACACCAACUAUUUCUUAACUUCUUAACACUGAUAUCUUGAUAAUGUUUACUAAAAAGACUGAUUGAUUGAUUUUGAGUCCUCUAGAAAGGCUCUGAAAUCUGACUAUACAUUAGACACAUUACAGAUAUUUAUUAAUUA